Anoplopoma fimbria (sablefish) is the source of this 1464-nucleotide messenger RNA. RefSeq names its product ring finger protein 114 (gene rnf114). Gene Ontology annotation, biological process: protein polyubiquitination; ubiquitin-dependent protein catabolic process. The transcript is spliced from 6 exons. Bases 67 to 750 code for a protein of 227 amino acids. Lineage: Eukaryota; Metazoa; Chordata; Actinopteri; Perciformes; Anoplopomatidae. The record is from RefSeq and is a predicted model, not a curated record. Gene Ontology annotation, molecular function: ubiquitin protein ligase activity; metal ion binding.
CGGCGGGCAGGGGGCGGGGCCUGUCUCGGCCGGAGAGAGAAGAAGAAGAAGAAGAAGAAAACAGAAAUGGCGACGCUCGGAGGGUUCAGCGCUGCUCAGCACCGGAGGAACGUCCCGGACGGAACCGGCGACAUGUCCGAGUUCGUGUGUCCGGUGUGCCUGGAGAUCUUCGACAGUCCCGUCACCACGCAGUGCAGCCACACGUUCUGCCACAGCUGUUUGCAGGAGUGUUUACGUCCGCAGAAACCCGUUUGCGCCGUAUGCCGGGCCGGGCUUGGACCCUGGACUAAAGCUGUGGAGCUUGAGAUCAAGAUCCAAUCAUCUGUGGCUGCUUGCAAGGGAUGCGGAGUACAGGUCCGCCUUUCUCAGAUGAGAAGCCACACAGCCGCCUGCCCAAAAUUCCAGGAAUACAUCGAGGAGGGAGUGAGGACCACUGUCAUGAGCGGGCCCGACGUCCUCAGUCCAAUACCAAAUCGCUUCACCUUCACCUGCCCAUACUGCAACUGCCAGAACCUGGACCAGGACGGCCUGGUCGAACACUGCACUUCCCAGCAUUCUCGUGAUGCACGACAAGUGGUGUGUCCCAUCUGUUCCUCAAUGCCCUGGGGGGACCCGAACUACAGGAGUGCUGACUUUUUCCAGCACCUGAAGAUCAGACACACGUUCUCCUACGACACCUUUGUUGACUACUCCACAGAUGAGCACACGAUGAUCCAGGAGGCUCUACAGCGCUCCCUGUUGGACAACUGACGUGCGACUAACAAUCCAACCAGAGGAAGGAAUCCAACGAAGCGAAGGGGAGACGGCGAUGCGAGGUCUUUUAGAAGACGCACCGUAACACCAUCCAUCCAUCUCGAGGAUGGUGGUACUGCACUGCUAUGGGUAAUCAGCUUCACAGGGAAAAUUGUAAUCCUCAUAACGGAUCUAUAGGUUUAUUAUUCAGAAAAUAAAUCCUGCAAUAUGGUUCAAAAACAAACAAAAAAAAAAAAGCAUAUUGUACUGUCUGAUUUAGGAGUGAUACUGUGUUUUCUGCUCUAUUAUCUUCCCCCCCACAAAAAAGUUGAGUCUGUAGACUUGAUAGUUUGUUGAAUAUCUACUAAACUAUGUGCGUUCCAGCUGUUUGUUCAUUUAGGACACGCCGUCAUAGAGCCAAAAACUUCCAAAGUUGUGAUUAAAUCUCCCCGUCGUCAAUACUUGAUGUAAUAAGAGGGUUCGACCACUAGGUGGCUAAACUGUUGCCGGCCAAACGACAGACUUCACUUGUCGAGGUGUUCAAGUAACGUUAACAAUAAUAUAUACAAGCUCCAGAGUGACUCUGCAUGUUAACUCUAAUUAAGUGGAGAGUUUUUUGUUUGUUUGUUUGUUUUUCUGUUUCUGGGUGAAAUGUGAGAGAGUGUGUGUGUUGAUUCUGUUUUUUCGGAGAUCUACUGGAAAGAAUAAAUAAGAGGGUCAAACUAAAAGCCA